UCCACUUCUCACAUUGACAACACCUUGCAACUGCAGUCAUCAACAAUUGUCCUGCAAAUUCUCUCCUCCAUCCCUCCUCCAUCUCGCGCUUCACUCAACUUGUCCCCUCUUCUUCGUCUUCCGCAGCCGCCAAGAUGGUCAACAUCAGCGAAGUCAAGGGUAAUGCGCGCGAAAAUCGAACGGCAGCGCACACUCACAUCAAGGGCCUGGGUCUGAGGCCUGACGGCACCGCUGAGACUUCUGGAAAUGGCUUUGUUGGACAAACCGCUGCCCGAGAGGCGUGCGGCGUCGUGGUAGACCUUAUCAAAGCAAAGAAGAUGUCCGGUCGCGCAGUCCUACUGGCAGGCGGGCCGGGAACAGGAAAGACAGCACUCGCACUCGCUGUCUCACAGGAGCUGGGAACAAAAGUCCCCUUUUGCCCCAUCGUGGGAAGCGAAAUCUAUUCUGCUGAAGUCAAGAAGACGGAAGCCUUGAUGGAAAAUUUCAGACGAGCCAUUGGUCUGCGAGUACGAGAAACAAAGGAAGUUUACGAAGGCGAAGUGACUGAGCUCAUCCCCGAAGAGGCCGAGAACCCCUUGGGUGGCUUUGGCCGAACCAUCUCUCACCUUAUCCUCACCCUGAAAUCUGUGCGUGGAACCAAGAAGCUUCGUUUGGACCCCAGUAUAUACGAGGCCAUUCAGAAAGAACGAGUCGCUGUGGGCGAUGUCAUCUAUAUCGAAGCCAACACGGGCGCGUGCAAAAGAGUGGGACGAUCAGAUGCAUACGCAACAGAAUUCGAUUUAGAGGCUGAAGAGUACGUCCCUGUGCCCAAGGGAGAAGUCCACAAGAAGAAAGAGGUUGUUCAAGACGUGACGCUACACGACCUCGACAUUGCAAACGCCAGACCACAAGGAGGCCAGGAUGUUAUGAGCAUGAUGGGCCAAUUGAUGAAGCCCAAAAAGACCGAAAUCACAGACAAAUUGAGAUCCGAAAUCAACAAGGUCGUCAGCAGGUAUAUUGAUCAAGGCGUUGCUGAAUUGGUCCCUGGCGUCCUCUUCAUUGAUGAGGUCCACAUGCUUGACAUCGAAUGCUUCACGUACCUCAAUCGCGCCCUUGAAUCACCCAUCUCACCCAUUGUCAUCCUAGCCUCAAACCGUGGCAACACCAUCAUCCGUGGCACACACGAUAUUGUUGGCGCCCACGGUGUUCCACCAGAUCUCCUUGCCCGUCUUCUCAUCAUCCCCACUCACCCAUACAACGCCUCAGAAAUAUCCACCAUCAUCCGUCUGCGCUCCAAGACUGAGGGGCUUGCCAUCUCCGACAGUGCCGUGGAAAGGGUUGCUGGACAUGGCACUAGUGUCAGUUUGAGAUACGCUCUACAAUUGCUUACACCAUCAAGCAUCCUGGCCAAGGUUAACGGAAGAAGUGAGAUCACGCCGGAAGAUGUGGCCGAAUGCGAAGAUCUAUUUAUCGACGCCAGAAGGAGCGCAAAGGUGGCCGAGCAGGCCGGCUCAGCGUUCAUCAGUUGAACUACAGCAAGCUGAACAUGAUGGCCUCCAUUUGGCCACUCGUUGUCAUUCAAUCGUCCGGAUUUUGGUACUCAUCAGCCUCGCUGCAGCUAGAUUUUUGGCGGGACCCCGCCUCACGCUCCUCCCGGGUCAAAAGACGGGCCGCUUGCGAUUACAAUAAUCGUGUCGAACAAUGACCGCGCUGCUUGGCCCGGGUGCGACUGUCAGUCACCGGCAUCACUAGACUCUGAGGCGCGGAAUAAACUUCUCCGACGCCGCUACAAUCAACGUCCGCAACUUAGCUGAUGCUCGCUUCAUCCCUUCAUCCCUUCAUCGCCUCGUCGGCAUGUGUCAUGAGUAUAUACCAUCGGGUAAACGGGCAAGGCAGUCUUUGAGCGACAGACUAGCAAACAGCUUGGUUUUCGGGCGCAGAGAAGGUGUGAGCACCCUUAACAUGAUGUCUUACUAUUAGGAGAAACUGUACCAAGAUAUGUUUUGGAGUAAUCUUAAAAACUGCAUUGCUAUUGUAAACA
Molecule: messenger RNA, 2020 nt
Organism: Exophiala mesophila
Lineage: Eukaryota; Fungi; Ascomycota; Eurotiomycetes; Chaetothyriales; Herpotrichiellaceae
Product: RuvB-like helicase 1
Exons: 4
Coding region: 135-1508 (457 amino acids)
Biological process (GO): regulation of transcription by RNA polymerase II; chromatin remodeling; box C/D snoRNP assembly
Cellular component (GO): Swr1 complex; Ino80 complex; NuA4 histone acetyltransferase complex
Molecular function (GO): DNA helicase activity; ATP hydrolysis activity; ATP binding
Source: RefSeq, a predicted model, not a curated record